CAGAUAUUUUCGCAUACAUUUUAAAAGUAAAAUAAUUAAGUAUAGAUCUAUUUGUGUUAAGUUACAAUAUUUUAUUAACUUAUCUAGAUACUGUUAAGCAUAGCAUGGAGACAGUUUCCGUCUCCGCAUGUGGUUAAAUAUACCGGUGAGGUGCGCAAGCCUUUCUGGUCAACGCAAUAUCUCAAUUAUUCAGCGGAUUGGAUGUUAAAUAGAGACGCCACCCAUCACCCCAGAUCUGUUUAUUAAAUCAAAUACAAGUAUUGAUUUUUGGAAAAAAAAAUACAAAAAAUAUCGGGACUAACAAUGUUAAUUAAGAAACUCGCACUUCCGGCACUUGAUAACAAGACGCAAGGGCCAGAAGGUGUUGGUAUCGAGGAGUUGAUCGAGGAGACAGGCGGCUGUGGGCGAUACCAGGUGCUCCUUAGUGCCAUUAUCCACAGCUGCAAGUGUAUCGUCUGCUUCUCAAUGCUGUUCAUGGUGUACGGCGCGGCGGCCCCGGACUGGUGGUGCUCUGAGGGAAUAGAGCUCGGAAACAUCACGAGUGGAGCGGCGGUCAAUGAUUCCCGGUGGGAGGUCUGCACAAUCCACCUGAAUGGUGUUUCCAAACCGUGUGAAAAGUUUACGUUCAACGAUGAGAUGAAUACUGUAGUGUCUCGGUUUUCCCUGGUUUGUGACCGCGAGUGGAUCUCCUCAACUAUAACCUCCAUCCAGAUGGCCGGCGUCUUCGUGGGAAACCUCGCAUGUGGCCAGGUCGCCGACCUUAUUGGCCGAAGGAAGCCUUUCUUUGCCUCCAUACUGGCGCUUGUCCUCCUCAACAUUGGCACCGCGUUUUCUGUUUCCUGGGUAAUGUUCGCCGUCUUCCGAUUCCUUAUCGGGGUUUCCGCGGGAUUCGAACUCACUGUUCAGUACAGCCUAGCCGCAGAAUUUACACAGGCUCGUUGGAGGACGUGGGUUGUGGCUAUCCCUUCCUGGGCCAUAGAAACUUCGCUGUUUGCCCUCGUCUGCUGGGCCCUGAACGACUGGUUGUGGAUCCACAUUGCCACCGCCGCCACUGGACUCCCUCUUCUGUUCACAUACUGGUUUGUUCCUGAGAGCUUCCGUUGGUAUAUCGGUCAUGACAGAAUCGAGGAUGCCAAAAGAAUAGUACAAAAGAUGGCGCAAUUUAACAGGAAGCCUGUCCCCAAGAGCUUGGACUAUAUAAGGAAGGAAAACGCAGAAAGCGGGGACCAGAAAUAUUUCUUUAGCGACUUGUUUAAAGAAAAAAAACUGCGACUGUAUACGUGCCUAUUUAUGAUAGUUUGGAUGACCUUGGGGAUUACUUCUUACGGGAUCCAGUUUGGUGUACCUAGGCUGUCCGGAAAUCUGUUCAUGAACAUGUUUAUUUUAGGCCUCGCUUCAAGCCCAAUACAAUUUAUCAGCAUCUGGCUUCAGAACAGACUGGGCCGAAAGAAAACUGCCUGGCUGUUUUAUGGUCUGGGUGCAGCGGCGGCGUUCGCAGUGGCUGUAACAGCAAGACUCCCAGAUAGCCAGGGUCAAGACUUGGCCACAAACUGUUUCGCAAUUACGGCAUUGACUUUGGUGAAUGCCGCCUGGUCGCCAAUCCAGACUCUCACAAUAGAAACCUACCCUACCGUGAUCAGAAAUUUGGGUUACGGAACCCAGAACACGAUGACCAGGAUCGGAGCGAUAAUAGGACCACAACUUGUCUUCCUGGAGACAAUGUUUGAGGGAAGCCUGUAUUGGAUCUCAGGCACGGCGCUUGUGGUCGCCAUGGCGCUGCUCGUGCCCAUACCGGAAACUGGAAGUACAGACCUCGUUGACAAAAUCGUUUUGCCAAUGACGCCGCCUUCGGUAGAAGAUGAUGAUAGCGAAGAAAAGCAGGAGACGACGAGUCUUGUGUCACAUUCAUGUUGAUUUUGCCAGGAGCCAACAUGUCUUAGCUCUUCCUUUGCUUUGAAUGUUUAACAGUACUUAUACAGUUCGUCUUUUACCUCUUUUAACGGAUUUUUUUGGAAAAAUGUUGGACGGGUGGUACGAAAAAAAAAGAAAAAAAAAAGGAUUUCAUACUCAUUCUAUUUUUUUACAAUACAUGUACGUACAUGUAUUUUUCAUAGCGCUUGUGGCGAAAUCCAAAACAAAAGAUAAAAAUAACAACAAACAGGAAAGACAUGUUCAUAGAUACAUAUGAAUGACAUUUGAAAUGCUUAAGUAUGUUUUGAUUUCUAUGCAACACAAUGUAUUCAAUGCUUCAAUAUUAUAAUGAAUAUUGAUAUGUUCAAAUGCUCACUUUGUCAUACACAUAUGUUUGGCUUUACAGUCCAAUUUUCUAUCCUACCAAUUUCAAAUUCAAAUGAAUGUGAUCAUUAAAUAAGCAUUUUAUACACUUCCACCUUAAAAUAAUGUCACAUUUUAAAGCUGCACUCUCACAGAUUGAAUGUUUUGACAACUUUUUUUAUUUUUUGUCUCGGAACGAGCCAGUUUUUGCGAAAACCUGUGGA
Molecule: messenger RNA, 2498 nt
Organism: Mya arenaria
Lineage: Eukaryota; Metazoa; Mollusca; Bivalvia; Myida; Myidae
Product: organic cation transporter protein-like
Exons: 10
Coding region: 304-1914 (536 amino acids)
Biological process (GO): transmembrane transport
Cellular component (GO): membrane
Molecular function (GO): transmembrane transporter activity
Source: RefSeq, a predicted model, not a curated record